AGAUCCUCUGUCUGGCAAAGGUCACAUCCCCCUGCUGCGUACCCUCUGGCGCCGUUGAUCCUUGUGUCUUUCCUAUAACUUAUGAAUCAUACCAAAACUUAUAGAAAACAACUCUGGUGGGCGCUUUGGAUGCACUGGAGGACCCACAAGAUCGCCGAGAACUUCAGAAACCGGCGGAUGAUCGAUGAUCUAUGGUCCACUGUAUCUCCCAGCUCUCGGGGUUCUGUGGCAAUAUUUUAAUCUCUAUGCAGUCCCCCCCAUAGUAUAUAACAGCUAUCGCACUUUGUCCAGGCUUAACUGCUACCUGCACAAGCCCUCUUCAAACGUUCUCGUAUAUCCCUCGCUGUCAUCUUUUCCAAUCUAGUUUCCUUCUGGAAAUAAUACCAUGGCUCUUGAUCUCUCCGGAAAAGUCGCUAUCGUCACUGGUUCUGCCAAGGGCAUUGGCGCUUCUAUCGCCAAACGUCUGGCAGCGGACGGUGCAAGCGUUGUCAUUAAUUACGCUUCGAGCGCCGCCGUUGCUGAGGAACUUGCCAACUCCAUCAAUGCUCAGGGCACUGGCAAAGCUGUCGCUGUCCGUGCAGACGUCUCUACCAUUGCGGGAGGCAAGCAUUUGCUGGAAGAGGGCGUGAAGGCGUUUGGGAAGUUGGAUAUUCUCGUGUUCAACGCUGGAUUGAUGAAGAAUGAUGUCUUGGCGAACGUGAGCGAGAAGGACUUUGACGAUCACUUCAGUAUCAACGUCAAAGUCCCCCUCUUUGUCACACAGGCUGCCGUCCCUUACUUGAAACCUGGUGGCCGUGUGAUGUUCUUCUCCACCUCUCUCACUAAGAACACCGCACCCCCACCCAACUAUCUUCUGUACAUUUCCGCAAAGGGCGCCGUCGAGCACCUCGUACGUGUCCUCGCGAAGGAUCUUGGUGCGAAAGGUAUCACGGUGAACGCCAUUUGCCCAGGUCCCGUCGACACCGAUCUCUUCAGGAAUGGAAAGACUGAACAACAGAUUCAGUUCUUCGCUAACUUGCAUCCUCAAAAGAGGCUAGCGAGUCCGGAUGAAAUUGCACCCAUCGUUGCAUUCCUCGCCCGGGACGAAGCCGGGUGGAUCAAUGGGCAAAAGGUGUAUGUCAAUGGGGGCUUUAACGUUUGAGAAACUGAACGAGUUCGAAUCUCCAUGCAUAGAGUGCGUCAUAUGGACUAAGAACAUUAUACCUUCCGUCAUGCAUACCGUCCUGUCGUCCUACAUCGCCGAAUUCACAUCGUGGUUUGAAUUUCUUUCUUGCGACGUUCGAGUUAGCAUCAUAUCUUCGUUCGGGUUAUGCCACAAAUACGCAUACUGCUUGAUCAAGGGCCCGCCCGUCUGCCUGUCAAUACGGAAUGGUGGGUAGUAUACAAAUUUUCUAUCAUGUCUCUACCAAUAUAUCAUCUAAGCAACUAAGUAUCCUUCUCCCGCUGAUAUACAAUCAGCUUCCCGAC
Somion occarium is the source of this 1467-nucleotide messenger RNA. The record is from the annotation of a GenBank genome assembly. NCBI's taxonomy places the organism in Eukaryota, Fungi, Basidiomycota, Agaricomycetes, Polyporales, Cerrenaceae.